Molecule: messenger RNA, 1127 nt
Organism: Sesamum indicum (sesame)
Lineage: Eukaryota; Viridiplantae; Streptophyta; Magnoliopsida; Lamiales; Pedaliaceae
Product: proteasome subunit alpha type-6
Biological process (GO): ubiquitin-dependent protein catabolic process
Cellular component (GO): proteasome core complex, alpha-subunit complex; proteasome core complex
Source: RefSeq, a predicted model, not a curated record
AGUUUAACCUAAAUUCCCUUCCCCUUCUCUGCCCCCAUUCUCGCUCUUCACAUUACCCACUGCCCUUUGAAUUUCUUGUUAAAGAAAAAAGGGAAACAAGUGCACAAACAGAAAAAUAUCAAAUCGUUAGGGGGAAAAGUUUGAAGGAUGAGCCGUGGAAGUGGAGGCGGAUACGAUCGACACAUUACGAUCUUCUCUCCGGAAGGUCGUCUCUACCAAGUUGAAUAUGCUUUCAAGGCAGUUAAGGCUGCCGGAAUCACCUCGAUUGGCGUCCGAGGGGCGGAUUCAGUAUGUGUUGUUACUCAGAAGAAAGUUCCAGACAAGCUUUUGGAUCAGACAAGCAUCACCCAUUUGUUUCCCAUUACCAAGUACCUGGGUUUGUUGGCUACUGGCAUGACAGCUGAUGCAAGGACUUUGGUUCAACAAGCAAGAAAUGAGGCUGCUGAAUUUCGUUUUAGAUAUGGAUACGAAAUGCCUGUUGACGCUUUGGCACGAUGGAUUGCAGACAAGUCUCAAGUUUACACACAACAUGCAUACAUGAGACCACUUGGCGUAGUUGCAAUGAUAUUGGGCAUUGACGAAGAGAAAGGUCCUCAACUCUUCAAGUGUGAUCCUGCUGGUCAUUUUUUUGGUCAUAAGGCAACAAGCGCUGGUGGGAAAGAGCAAGAAGCGAUUAACUUUUUAGAAAAGAAGAUGAAGAAUGAUCCUGCAUUCUCCUAUGAGGAAACUGUGCAGACUGCGAUUUCAGCUCUGCAAUCUGUCCUACAGGAAGAUUUCAAGGCCAGUGAAAUUGAGGUUGGUGUUGUAAGGAAAGACGAUCCCGUUUUCAAAGUAUUGUCAACUGAAGAAAUUGACGAGCAUCUGACCGCAAUCAGUGAGCGUGACUGACCCUGUUGAGUUUUGCGAACUAUGUGCUGAUAUAGUUUCAACAUGAACUAUGUUAGAUGAUGGGUAGGAAGGUGUGGGUGUUCUAUUUCAAUUCAGAUAAUCAUACAAUACCUUUCCCCUGGACCCAUGUUUAUCGUAUAAGUUAUGCAUCUCAGUGGUUCUGUUGGUUAUCAUAUAAACAUGCAUAUUUUAGUGCAAUUGAUAUCAUAGUCCUGCACAGAUCAGCUCAUUUGUGUUUU